Molecule: messenger RNA, 2553 nt
Organism: Penicillium salamii
Lineage: Eukaryota; Fungi; Ascomycota; Eurotiomycetes; Eurotiales; Aspergillaceae
Source: the annotation of a GenBank genome assembly
AUGACCCUCCGGCUACCGGGGUCGCUCGUCAAUAGAGCUUUGCGCAGUCGACUUCUCUCUGCGCAACAAUGUCGUGCAGCAACCGCAGCCCUUAACCUGCCAGUCACACGGAGCGCAAUUGGUGCCCCCAGAGCCGCGUUCUCCCUCUCCGCACGAACCUCCGAACAGCCCUCCCGUUCUCAAUAUACCUACAACACCCGUCCUUUCGACGAGCCGGGACGGCCCAGGUCUCACCAAGCACGAAGCAAAAAGAUCAAGCGAAAUGCUCUGACACCAGGCCAAAGAGAAAUGCUGAUGGCUGUUGCCUCGAACUCCCGAACCACACAGUAUGACAACGAGACCGAGAUCGCUGAGAGCGAGGCUCUCGACGCCGCAGCUGCGCAAGAGGACGGACAACACAAUGAGCAAGAAGAGCAGGAGUCAUCUCCAGCCGAAGAUGCUUCUGAAAAGGAGACCGCUGAGGAGGAGACAAAUAACGAUCAUACUCAGCAAGAUUUCACGCCACGCGUCUCGCAAGGCCCUAAGAUCACACCUACUAUCGUCAACAUGGAAUUGAGAUGGUUAAAUGAUCCUCGAAAAAUGGCAGAUCGGAUUGACCGUAUUUUGCGGAGUGACCAGCCGGCUUUGGCGGCUGCGAUCGUGCGCGCCGGAACGAAACAGGGCCUGAAUACUACUGUCGCGUGGAACCUCCUCUUACAAUAUUGCAUGGAACAGGGACAUCCGCAAGCUGCAUUCAAGUUCUAUAAUGAUAUGAAAAAACGAGGCCGAAGACCUAAAGCGACCACAUACACCAUCAUGCUGAAAGGAUUCAGCGCGGCCCCAAAGUCACAAUCUAUUGUGAAAACGGCAGCUUCCGUUUACCGCUCGAUUUCCGCACCAAACUCCGGCGUCGAUCUCAGUAUUAUUCACACCAAUGCGAUGCUCACAGUCUGCCAUCGGCACGGUGAUAUGGACAGAUUAUGGAAAAUUGCUGGCGACCUGCCCGAGGAGGGCCAUGGAGCUCCCGAUGCUACUACAUACACCAUCAUUUUGAACGCUGUUCAAUUUGCUGCUCGCAGAGAUAUUCAGGAGAUGUCUCCUGAUCAGAUUGACAAGAUCCUUGAGCGGAAAAGCCAGGCUGUCACUGAAGGCAAGCGCAUUUGGGCCGAUAUCAUUUACCGCUGGAAGAACCAGACACUCGAGAUUGAUAAUGACGUUGUUAACGGCAUGGCCGGUUUGCUCUUGGACGGUGCCAGUGACUUCGACUGUUAUCAUGUGAUGGAGUUAUACAAGCAGACUAUGGGGAUUCCUAUCCUCGCGAAGAAGCCCACUGAAAGUGACAAGACAACGCGCCGCCGGAUCACCCCCGAGGAAAGCCAGGCCAUCGAGGUAGCUGAAGCCCAACGACAAGAAAAGAUGGAGGAUCUUCCGUUUGUAGACGAAAACAACCAACCUUUGGGGGAAGCAGCGCUGAAUGGAGAAACCGCAGAGCUCGCAGAAGAGCUCGCCGAAGAAAGCUCAGAGGUGGAAGAACAUGAAGAGGAGGUUGAGGAAUCCUUCGAAGAUCUUUUCAAACAUGUGGUUCCGGGAUCAGAAGAGAUGUCAUUCCUUCAACCCACAAGCAAAGAGCUGACACUUCUUCUGAAUGCAUGCUUCACCAUGACUCAAGGUACUGAAGGUGGUAUGAACUACUGGAAACACAUGACACUGGAAGAUAACGAGCACCGGAUCAAGCCCGACGCGUUCACAUUUAUCCAAUACUUCCGCCUCCUCCGCGUUUCUCGCUCCAGCAAAAUCGCCGUCAGGACCUUGCGAGAGCAGAUGGUCCCUGCCGGUAUCGCAAGCGGAACAGCUUUCCACGUUGCUCUCAGUGUCUGCCGUCGCGAUCGCAAAAACCAUUCAGUGCUCCUCCACGCAAAUGAAUUGGUUGGUCUUAUGCGUAAGGCCUUUAUUCAACCAGACAUCCGCGUUUUGGAUGGCUACCUGGAGAUAUACAGAAACAUCUCUGCAGACUCCUCCCUUCUCCUGGGUCUGCGAGGUCUUGAAACAGAACCCAAUGCUACAUUCCGCCGACAAUCCAGCAAACUCCGGGACGUGGGCACAAAGCUUCAGGCAUUGCUACGCGUUAACGUCCUUGACACACUGCGGCCAUAUGUUACCGAUCUGUGCCAAUCAAUGGAGAAAGGCAAAGCCGAGGCAAACACCCGUUGGAGUCAUGCUCAAAAUCAGCUUGCUGACCCGAUCAAGGGCCUUGCGGCUGCUACAUUCAUGGCGCGAGUGCGUCUGAUUACCGAUGAUGCCCUCCAGCCUUACAACAAGAAAUAUCUCACAAAGGAGCAGCGUGGAAUCCUUUCUGCCGAAUCGAAAAUGUUGAAGAAGUUCUCUGACGCAGGGGUCCGUGAUAGCUUCAAGAAAGUGCUCAUCUACCCCACCUCUGAGCAAAAGGAGGCGGCCAGGGAACGCAUCGCCAACUAUCGGGAGGAGUGCCGAGUCAAGGAACUUGAAUCAAAAGCAGAAGGAUCCGACGAGCAGAUGGAUUCUCCCCGUCAAAAUAAGAUCCAGGCUGAGGCUUGA